Messenger RNA from Lolium perenne, 1426 nucleotides. The record is from RefSeq and is a predicted model, not a curated record. NCBI's taxonomy places the organism in Eukaryota, Viridiplantae, Streptophyta, Magnoliopsida, Poales, Poaceae.
AUGAAAGGAUUAAAUUUCGAUGCCUACCGGUUUUCUAUCUCAUGGUCCAGAAUCUUCCCAGAUGGUGAUGGAAAAGUUAACACAGAAGGUGUUGCGUAUUACAGUAAUCUCAUAGAUUACCUUCUUCAGAAAGGCAUUACUCCUUAUAUCAAUCUUUACCACUCUGAUCUCCCUCUUGCACUUCAGAAGAAGUAUGGAGGCUGGUUAAAUGCAAAGAUGGCGGAACUAUUUGCAGACUAUGCUGAUUUUUGUUUUAAGACCUUCGGCAAUCGUGUAAAACACUGGUUUACAUUAAAUGAACCAAGGAUUGCUGCACUUCUUGGUUAUGAUGCAGGGUCGAUUCCUCCUCAAAGGUGCAGCAAAUGCGCUGCUGGUGGAAACUCAGCAACAGAACCUUACAUUGUUGCUCAUAACUUUCUCUUAGCACAUGGUUACGCAGUCGCAAGAUACCGAAAUAAGUAUCAGGCAGCUCAACAGGGAAAGGUUGGCAUAGUUCUGGACUUCAAUUGGUACGAGGGUCUUACCAAUUCAACUGAAGAUCAAGAAGCAGCUCAAAGAGCCAGGGACUUCCAUGUUGGUUGGUUUGUUGAUCCACUAAAAGGACAUUACCCACAGAUAAUGCAAGUAAUUGUGAAAGAGAGGCUACCCAGGUUUACUCCCGAUCAAGCUAAACUGGUCAAGGGCUCAGCAGACUAUAUUGGGAUCAAUCAGUACACAGCUGGCUUCAUGAAGGGUCAGAAAUUGGUGCAGCAGACGCCGACUAGUUACUCAGUCGAUUGGCAAGUCACUUAUGCUUUUGAGAGAAAUGGCAAACCGAUUGGACCUAAGGCGAAUUCUGAUUGGCUUUACAUCGCCCCGUUUGGGAUGUAUGGAUGUGUGAACUACAUCAGGCAAAAGUAUGGAAAUCCCGCUGUUGUCAUAACUGAAAACGGAAUGGAUCAACCUGGGAACCUCACCCGCGAUCAGUACUUGAGUGAUGUUACAAGGGUUAGGUUCUACCGGAGCUACCUCAACGAGCUGAAGAAAGGCAUCAACGAUGGUGCAAACGUUGUUGGCUACUUUGCAUGGUCUCUCCUCGACAACUUCGAGUGGGGCUCUAGAUACACAUCCAAGUUCGGUAUCGUGUACGUCGACUUCAACAGCCCCUCCCUAGAACGGCACCCGAAGGCAUCGGCCUAUUGGUUCAGAGAUCUGCUGCAGACCAAACACUGAUGGAAUGUUAUCAUCUUCAUCAUGUUGAGUUUUUUUCUACCAUUGUUUAGCAGCUGGUACCGCAAUUCAGAGCCAGCUCUCUGCUCUGGAGCUACCAAAUGGAAAUAAAAGAUGGCACAAUGAUUCAGUAUAUCAUUUAAAGUUUACAGUGAGAAUGGCCCCGUUAAUUUGUUACAUGAAAUUUGACAUGUUUCUAGUUAAUUUGCUGCAAAGA